UUAAUGUUUCGGAUGAAACAAGUAUUUUCUGUAGCUUCGAACAAAUAUUUGGUCCAACUGUUAUGGACUUUUAUCAAGUUAUAGGAAAUUUUGAUACAUAUUAUACAAUAUAACGAAUUAUAAAAAGGUUCUUAAGUGUUCGUUGCUUUUACGUUAUUCUCGUAGGAAUGCUAACAAAUAUUAGUAUGCUUGUACGUAGGUUAUGUGUGUUAUAUUAAUUGACGGUUUAAUUCGAUGCCAGGUAUGACAUUACGUAGAUGUUUUGUAAUUAAUAAUGAUUAUUUUAUCUGAUAGUGACGUACAUCGUCGUUGUUCAACGUGGUAUUGAAUGCAACAGUUUUUAUCUACAUUAUGAAUGUUAUUGAUCUUUAAAUUUGAUAUGAUUCGUGAAUGUUUUGAUUGUACAGACCAUUUUUCUUUUUUAUAAACUUGAUUUACUUUUCAUUCACGAACGAAAAUUUGGAAGCAUCCUGUUCAUACUGCAUCACAAUUUUGCUACUUUUUAAGAUUCAUAUUUACUUUAUUAUACAAGUAUAAUGUAUUUUAGUUUCAAUUUCAUGUAAGAGCACAAUGUAAUGUAAUAUAUUGUAUACAACAAGAAAAGACUAGUUUCUAUUAUGUUGUAUACUAUUUUUGCGUUGAUUAAACAAAUUAAUUAUGCGAAGGAGUUUUAACUUUGAAAGUAAUCGAAUAAACAAAAAUAUAUAAGAAGCUAAUCUAGCGUGAAAUAUUACGAGCGAACCAUGGUAAAAAAACGAGGAAUCGUGUGGAAUUAUUACAAUAAGAAGAUGGCUGGGUCUCAGGUGAUCGCAUUUUGCAAAUUUUGCGAUCAGUCGUACAUUCAAAAUGCUACUCGAAUGGAAAGGCAUAUGGAAAGAUGUCCAAAAUGUCCAGAAGAUGUCAGACAACAAUUUAUACAAGUAGCGCACAACAAAAAACAUAAAACUAAUAAUCUUGAUAAUAAAAUAAAUAACGGCUGGCCAAAACAAGAAUCAUUGGUAGAUCACAACAUCACUGAUAAUGAGUUGGAAGAUCUGGAUGAUUGGAAUUAUAGGAAUCAAUCUUAUUCAAACGAAGCACCUAAUACAGUACAACAAAACAUGGACUUGGUGAUACAAAAUAAUGAACAAACUUGGGUGAAUCGUGAUACUGCAGCUGAAAAUAAUGAUACUGAUACAAAUUCAGUCGGUAGGAAUUGGGAAACAAAUCAGAAUGAUUCUGGAUCUGUUGUACCUGCUGGAUCAGAGGAACGAACAGGUUUGGUCCAUCAAAGGAAAUCUUAUAAUCCCAGAAGAAUAUCACAAUGGCCAAUGUCUUCCAUGCAGACAUCCGAUUGUUCACCUUUACAGAGCAAAAUAUAUCAGGAGCAGCUAUUAGAAAGACGUGCCUUAAGAAGAGCGGCCGAAUUGGAACUACGACGUAAGACAUUGGAAUUAGAAAGAUUCCAAUGGGAGUACGAAAGAGAUAAAGUUCAGACUGAAGUUCGUUGGGCGCAUGAAACUCGUAUGAUGCAACUUAAAGAAGAACGAGAAAGACAAUUGAUCGAACAAAGUAGAACAAAGACAGUUUCACAUGUGGUGUAACCAAUUGUAAAUAAUGACUUUCAUCUACUGAUAACGAACAAUACCAUUGCAUCCUGAAGAAUAGAAAUAGACUUUUAAAGAAGAAGAUACAAUUCCUAAUUCUAAGAAAAUGCACAAAUAGAUGAUCAUAGAAUGUAUGAAAAUAUAUUAUCUAUUUAGAGCAAAGAGUAUGAUUUACUUGUCAUGUAUAUAGAAAAAGCGCCUUUGUAUACAAUUUUUUUUAUCAGAAGUCUUUACUUAACGACUGGAAAACAAUUUUUAAUUGCAACAAAAUAUGCGACUAAAAGAAGAACGUUCUAAUGUACUUAUACAUACAAUAAAAUUUCCUGUUUGUACCUCAUAGUCUAAGAUUACAUUUACUUUUUAUUUAUUAAUAUAUCAUGUUUUAGUUUUAAUGGUGGAUUUUUUGCGUUAGUUUAGAUUAGAACGAGACCAAACAUUUAAUGAUCUAUUAUCACUUUAACUUCGGCGAUUGUC
Messenger RNA from Colletes gigas, 2060 nucleotides. RefSeq lists its product as uncharacterized. NCBI's taxonomy places the organism in Eukaryota, Metazoa, Arthropoda, Insecta, Hymenoptera, Colletidae. The coding region runs from base 744 to 1583 and encodes 279 amino acids. The record is from RefSeq and is a predicted model, not a curated record. The transcript is spliced from 2 exons.